CCCAAUGUCAUAAAAGACAAAUGACUCACAGGAAGGAGAGAAUUUGUUUUUCUGCAGUAGAAGAGCACUCAGUGAGGCAGAGCCACGCAGUGUAAUUCAGAUCCUGGGCUAUAGUCAGAGAAAUCUGGACCAUCCACAGGAGAUAGUCUUGGAGGUGCACUGCAGGCCUAAGAGUUUUGCUUUUCAUGUACAAUAAUACUCAGCAUGUUUUUAUUCUAUCACAUGCUGGCUGGAGCCUUUCUUCCAUUCCUCAUCCUUUCAGGAAAGUGGGUUUCAGCUGAGAACAUCAACUUUUACAAUGUGAGACCUCCACUAGACCCCACUCCAUUUCCAAACAGUUUUAAGUGCUUUACUUGUGAUAAUGCAGCGGACAAUUACAACUGUAACAGAUGGGCUGAAGAUAGAUGGUGUCCUGAAAGUACUCAGUACUGUUUGACAGUUCAUCUCUUCACAGACCAUGGGAAGAGCACAUCAGUCACCAAAAAAUGUGCUACCAGAGAAGAAUGCCAUUUUGUAGGCUGCCACCAUCACAGAGAAAGUGGCCACACAGAAUGCGUUUCUUGCUGCGAAGGCAUGAUUUGCAACGUAGAAAUACCAACCAAUCACACCAAUGCAGUAUUUGCUGUAUUGCACGCCCGGAGAACAUCGGCUGGCAGCAGGAGGACAGUCAACGUUGCAGUGCUUGUGUUGGUCGUGAUGAUGGUGUUGUCAUGAUGCCAGCGCCCUCCCGUUACAUCUGCUCGAUCCUGGGGCCACAAGGACCUCGAAGAAGACUGUUGCAUUAUGUGCAGGGAGAAAUCACUGAUACUUCUUAAUUACAGAAAAUGUAAGGGAAAGUGGAAAGACAAGUGUACAUCAUGAAGCCCUUGGAUAUUUUAGUGAAGAUACUUCAUAUGGCCUGCAGUAUUUAAAAAAAAAAAAAAAAAUGCACACAACCCACUGACCAGGCAGUGGAGUGAACUCAAGUUAUUAUCAUUCAUUAUUUUAUGAUGAAAAUGCACAUAUGCUUUCUAUUUUCUGAACAGAGAAACGUGUCUGUAGACAAUCACUUUCCCAGGUGAGGUAAAAAGGAACUUUCGAUGGACAGUGAGCCAACAGGUACCUCAGUGGAAACUGUUUUUAAACUGUUUUUCAUUGUGCAUAAAUAACACGGAGUUUCUUGUCUUGAUCAACAGGUGUAUUUAAGCUUAUCUUUAGUUAUGGUUUUCAUAGAGAACAUAUAUGAAAGAUUAUUUUUUUUUCUGUUUUGAUCAGAGCUAUCAUUUUUAUUGGAAAUCAUACAAGUUAAUACUUAUAUUUUCUGUAAAAUGUUGUCUCACACUCAGAUUUUAAACCUGUGUAAAAUGAUGGAGAAUUUCUGUCUAAAAAUACUCAACUGUUGGAACACCUAAAUCAGAAUUCCUUCACCCCCUCCGGCCUCAAAGGGAUUAUUUUCUUGCAAUGAAAUUGCAGUUAAGGUCAAGCAUCUACGUUAUCAUAAAAAUUGUAAGUGGGCAACUGGUGUAAAUAAGGAGAGAAGUCUACUGUGUUCUCUCUUGAAUUGCAAAAGUUUCUUCCAGAAAUAAUAUUGUCCUUGAUGAAUCUUCGCAGGCCUCUGGACACCAUUGUUAGGCAGCUUUGCCACCCCCGUUGUUUGAAAAGUUUGGGCCAAGAUUCUGUUUUUCAUUACAGUAUUGGGGGGUUUAAUGAGGUUUAUUUGCAUAGUUUGAUUAUAUGACUCCUUAUCUUUUAGAUGACAAAUAAUAGAGAUUAGAUUACAGUUAGAUGUACUAAAACCUUCCUUGUUUUCCUGUGUAAACCUUGGGAUGCAGACCAGCAUAAAUAAGCUGCUUCUGUGAACUUCUGACCCAUCUAAUGCCAAACAGUGCUUUCCAGGGCUCCGACAGAUCGAGCUGGUAUAGACUGACCUAAACACAGUCUUUGAUAGGUCAGACUUAGUGUCUGUGUUGGUAACAUCAUUAAUGCAGACGCCCUGAUGGUAGGGACCAGCAGGUACUGAUGCUACGUGAUUUCUCAGUACGGCUUUAUGUGACACAAAAUCCUAACAAAUUUCAGCUGCUCCUGUUUGCCCAGUUGUGUUUCUUCCAACUCCCCACCAUUUUCAUAAACUUUACCUGACAGCCUAAGGUAUUGCAGCACCGCUAAGGGUCUGACCUAGCAAGGCUGAAGAAUUGCAUUUCACUUUUUUUUUUCUUCUAAACUACUUUAUUCAUUUAUGAAUAAUACUGAUUUGAUUCCAAAUAAGAUAGAUUGUUCUGAUCUUUUUCUAGUGGCUUUUUCUCAUCUUAAUUGAGAUGGUUAAAAUUACGAUUAACUGUUGAAAUAUUUUUUAGAAAGGAUGGAUCAUUAAAACUUACUCUUAGAAAGAGAUUCAAAACUGUUCUCUGAAAAAUUCAAGUAACUAUAAAUUGGGAUUUUUUUUACAUAAAUGUUGACUUAAUAAUGUGCUAUUUUAUGUCACUAGAUGUAUUUAGACUAGCAGUUGAAAAACGGAUUUUGAAAUGUUUUGAGUUUUGUUUACAUUCUAAAAUUGCCCACGCAAUGUUUUUAGAGUAUAUAAAUACGUCUAAAAGUCAGUCUGUGAUUUGUUGACAGGCAAUUGCAUAGUUACAAAAAUUGGAUGGAAACACUUUUUCCUUGCCAACACAAAAUAGUUCUUGCUGUCUAAGUGAAGGUUUUCCAAGCUCUGGGUUCCAGUGACCAUUGCUGUGCCAUGCAACAGGCCAAGAUGCUGCGGAUGUUUUAAGGAGAUUUUUACUUUGUUCGGUGAUCAUCCCUAGGUAACAUAUCUAUAGUAUUCAUCUUCCUGUCGGACAUAGUAACAAGCACAUUUAAUGUUUUUCAUCAUUAAACAUCAUCUUUUUGCUACAUGAUCUACAGAGUACUUGAACUUUUUUCUUGGGGGAAAAUCAUUCCAGGUGUGCUCUCUGCUCAACGGGGAAUUCCUUAGUAAAGUAGAAGCAAGUUGUCUUCCACGUUUCAGGUCAUGGUUUUGUUUCCUGGUUUUGCCUCUAAGGACUAGGUGCUCCCAUAAUUCAGUUUCUGGGAAUAAUUAUUGCAAUCUUAACAAGGCCUUAAAGUGCCCUAUAGUCUUAUAUGAGUUUACUGUAAAUAAUUUACAAUAAUCUAAGUGUUGACAUUUGUUUACACUGCAAAUGUCAUUCCAGAGCUUUUGAGAGUGCCAAGGAGACCCUGGAGAGCUGCCCAGAGGGAGGGCUGAGGCACAGAAAUGUGCGCUGCAGGUUCUCUGCAGCUGCCAAAAGACUUUUUGAGAGGGGAGAUCGCCGUGUGUUUGUUUGUUUUUCUUGGUUC
This is a messenger RNA of Athene cunicularia (burrowing owl), 3312 nucleotides long. It is a transcript of the gene LYPD6B, whose product is annotated as LY6/PLAUR domain containing 6B. Lineage: Eukaryota; Metazoa; Chordata; Aves; Strigiformes; Strigidae. The record is from RefSeq and is a predicted model, not a curated record. Gene Ontology annotation, molecular function: acetylcholine receptor regulator activity. The transcript is spliced from 6 exons. The coding region runs from base 205 to 714 and encodes 169 amino acids.